CAUCUAUGUCAGGACUCGGGACAUGAUUGGUGAAGUUGUAAUCUUCAUACAGUGUUUCUAAAGCACCCGAUUGGGAUAACUGGCGAUGUACAACAGAAUCAAAGAUAUUCGCUCAAGAUUUUGAAACAUCGAAAGUAAGGAGUUGGGUGACUUUGAGAUAGAUCAUCACCACCUGCCUCUGUUUUCUCUCCAAAAUCCGAUUCUUCAUUUCACUUCUCACCUGCAUUUUGCAUCAACGCACACUCUUUCUUUCUUCUUUCUCUCCGCAGGAUAAAUUACGAUGCCCUUCUGAUUUGAUCACGCUAAAGUUCCUAACUUUCACUCAUCUGUGACAUAAUGGCAACGAAAGGGAAUUCGGGAGACAAUAGAACGAGGAGUUCAGUGUCCAUCUUCAUUGUAGCUGGUUUAUGUGGUUUCUUUUAUAUCCUGGGGGCAUGGCAACACAGUGGGUUUGGGAAGGGUGACAGCAUAGCUGCAAAGAUUACCAGACAGACAGACUGCACCAUACUCUCAAAUCUGAAUUAUGAGACACAUCAUGAUGCUGAUGGCAGGACGGAUGAUGGUUCUGAAUCUGAAGUGAGGGAGAUUAAGCCAUGUGACGAUCAUUACAUUGACUAUACGCCAUGCCAAGAUCAAAUGAGGGCAAUGACAUUCCCGCGAGAAAAUAUGAACUACAGGGAACGACAUUGCCCUCCUGAAGAAGAGAAACUUCAUUGUCUUAUUCCUGCACCAAAGGGAUAUGUGACACCAUUUCCAUGGCCAACUAGUCGUGACUAUGUACCUUAUGCCAAUGCACCAUAUAAGAGCUUGACCAUUGAGAAAGCUAUUCAGAAUUGGAUUCAAUAUGAAGGCAAUGUGUUUAGAUUCCCUGGGGGAGGAACACAAUUUCCUCAUGGUGCAGAUGCGUAUAUCAAUGAACUUGCAUCUGUCAUCCCAAUGGAUAAUGGGUUGGUCAGAACUGCUUUAGACACUGGUUGUGGGGUUGCAAGUUUUGGAGCAUAUCUGUUCAAGAAAAAUGUUAUUGCCAUGUCAUUCGCUCCAAGAGACUCUCAUGAGGCCCAAGUUCAAUUCGCUUUGGAAAGAGGUGUCCCAGCAGUUAUUGGUGUUCUAGGAACUAUAAAGCUGCCAUAUCCUUCUAGAUCCUUUGACAUGGCUCAUUGUUCUCGUUGCUUAAUUCCAUGGGGUGCAAAUGAUGGAAUGUAUAUGAUGGAGGUUGAUCGAGUUCUUAGACCUGGUGGUUACUGGGUGCUUUCUGGUCCUCCCAUAAACUGGAGGAAUAACUAUCAGGCAUGGCAGCGUCCUAGAGAGGAACUUGAGGAGGAGCAGCGGAAAAUUGAAGAGACAGCCAAACUUCUUUGUUGGGAAAAGAAAUAUGAGAUGGGCGAAAUAGCCAUAUGGAAGAAAAGAAUAAAUUACGAUUAUUGUCGUGAACAAGGUUCUCAACGCACUAUGUGUGAAUCCAGUAAUGCAGAUGAUGUCUGGUACAAGCAAAUGGAGGCAUGUGUGACUCCUUAUCCGGAGACUUCUGGGGAAGAUGAAGCUGCUGGUGGGGAAUGGAGGCCAUUCUCAGAGAGACUAAAAGCUGUUCCUUCCAGGAUAUCAAGUGGCCUGAUCCCUGGAGUGUCUGCAGCGUCAUUCCGGGAGGACAACCUAUUAUGGAAAAAACAUUUGAACGCUUAUAAAAGGAUUAACAAAAUCAUGGACUCAGGGAGGUACCGCAACAUCAUGGACAUGAAUGCUGGUCUUGGAAGCUUUGCUGCUGCUCUUGAAUCUUCUAAAUUGUGGGUUAUGAAUGUUAUGCCUAUCAUUGCUGAGAGAGACACUCUUGGCGUCAUAUACGAGCGUGGAUUGAUUGGCAUAUAUCAUGAUUGGUGUGAAGCCUUCUCCACUUACCCAAGGACUUAUGACCUUAUUCAUGGAUAUGGUCUUUUCAGCUUGUAUAAGGAUAAGUGUAGCAUAGAAGAUAUUCUUCUGGAAGUGGAUCGUAUUUUGCGACCUGAAGGAUCAGUCAUAUUCCGUGAUCAAGUGGAUGUGCUGGCCAAGGUGAAAAGAAUUGCAGUAGGAAUGAGGUGGGAUACCAAAUUGGUGGAUCAUGAGGAUGGCCCUCUCAUCUCUGAGAAAAUAUUGGUUGCAGUCAAACGGUACUGGGUUGCAGGAGAAAACAAUGCCACGUCUUCUUAGUCGACACUAACAGGGGAAUGCAACAGUUGUGAUUUUGUUAGGAAAUGCUUACUUUCUCGACUCAGAUCUCACGGUCACAAUUUUGUCACACGUCAGUUUUUUAGCAGUUGAGAGGUUUGGCAAUAGCUUCUGCCGUAUUUAUUAUUGAUCAGCAGCAUCAACUCUUAUUUUUCUGUUAGAUAUAUAUACAGAACAUAUAUAGGUUGUCCUUGGCCGCAAAAAAAAAUCGCUUGUAUGGGUGGUCCUCGCGCCCACUUGUCCUUGUCUCUCUGUAAAAAGAUGAUGAAUUCUUCAUGUUAUAUGUUUAUUUGUCGAAA
Molecule: messenger RNA, 2498 nt
Organism: Tripterygium wilfordii
Lineage: Eukaryota; Viridiplantae; Streptophyta; Magnoliopsida; Celastrales; Celastraceae
Product: probable methyltransferase PMT2
Exons: 7
Coding region: 337-2181 (614 amino acids)
Cellular component (GO): trans-Golgi network; endosome; cytoplasm
Molecular function (GO): methyltransferase activity
Source: RefSeq, a predicted model, not a curated record